CCCUAGUUCCCUUCUUAUAAACCCUAGGCCACCCUCUUCAUUUUCCCAAGAAACAAACACACAAAAAAUAACCUCUUAAUUCUUCUCUUCAUCACCCUUUCUCUGAGCACUCCUUCAGCUACCACCUCUUGUCACUGGCAAAGCCAUGGGGCUCCUAAAAGCAAUAUUCAUCGUAGCAAUAACCAUGGCUUUGUCCAUCGCACUCACAAUGAAAAGCAUCACCAAAGAAGAACCAAAACCAGCAGCUUUUGUGCACCAUGAACCGUUGUUGCCGCCAACCAAUCACCAAAAGAACGUGCUUCUUCCUUCUAAGAGGGUGAACCGUUUACUGGCUCAAGUUAAGAAUCCAAACGCUGCCGAUCAUUGCCACAAGGACAACGAGGUUUGCAACUACGUUGGUGCCAAGAACUCAACAUGCUGCAACAACAAGUGCAUUGACUUGGGGUAUGAUGACCAUAACUGUGGUGCGUGCAAGAAGAAAUGCAAGUUCACGCACACAUGUUGUAGAGGGGAAUGCGUUGACAUCUACUUUGACAAGAGGCAUUGUGGGGAGUGUAACCAUCGGUGUGAAGAUGGUGAAUAUUGUGUCUAUGGAAUUUGCGGUUAUGCUUAAGGUUCAGUCCCCAAUGCAGGGUCCUAUAUAUGUUACUAUACGAGGUUUGAGAUUUUAUUAAAAUUUAAUGUUCAAUAAAGUAGACCACAUUUGUGGUGGCCAUGGUUCUCUAAUACAAUAGCAUAUAGUCCUUAUACUGCUUAAAGUUAUUGCAGUUUUCUAAGUGUUUCCUAAAGCGUAAUGCUAUAUAUAUCCUCCCCAACUCUAAGAAAUAAGUAUACAUUAUC
Cajanus cajan (pigeon pea) is the source of this 840-nucleotide messenger RNA. RefSeq lists its product as uncharacterized. The record is from RefSeq and is a predicted model, not a curated record. NCBI's taxonomy places the organism in Eukaryota, Viridiplantae, Streptophyta, Magnoliopsida, Fabales, Fabaceae.